Messenger RNA from Synchytrium microbalum, 5199 nucleotides. RefSeq lists its product as uncharacterized. The record is from RefSeq and is a predicted model, not a curated record. The transcript is spliced from 20 exons. Gene Ontology annotation, molecular function: protein binding. Bases 1 to 5199 code for a protein of 1732 amino acids. NCBI's taxonomy places the organism in Eukaryota, Fungi, Chytridiomycota, Chytridiomycetes, Synchytriales, Synchytriaceae.
AUGUACCAUACGCCCUCUGGGGGCAAUAAGCAUCAAGGAAUCAACAUCCCACAUCCUAGACGAAACACGCUCUUUGUUGAGUCAAGCAAGGAGCUCGAUUCACUAUCAUCUGGCGUCAAAAAGCAAACAAGACAGCAUGCUGCUACAGAUCUACCGCUAAAUGUAAAGGAUCUACUGGAAUCUGGAGACAUCAUUGCAUCAAAAGGACGACGAGAGGAAAUUAGGAAACAAUAUGCACAAAACUCAAGGAGUCAAGUAAUUGCAAAUAAUAGUAAACGAGAGAAAUCUGCAGCUGCCACUGUCAGUGUCGAAGCGUUGAACAUUCCUCCCGAUCUUGUUCCAGAAGAGGACAAUGUCCCAUGUACUAUCCAGGAAGAAGCUGAGGAACCAACUGAUCCUAAUCCUGUCUAUGGACCUGUAGUAUCAGUUGAACCUGUGCCUCCUGCUGUAACAGAGGCACCUCUCAUUCCACAGCCAGAACCAAUCUCGACUAGCAGCAAUAGUACACCAGCCAUCUUCAAUAGCCAUACUGAACCGAAUGUGACAAUAGAUGUUGGUGAUGAUGAUGAGAACAUAAAAUCAAUCGACGACGUAGAUGCUCUAAUGAACAAGUAUGCCAAAAUGUUGGAAGAUCGAAUCAAAAAGUCGGCACAUUCGGCCAUAUUUGAGGCGCAAUUAUCCAAUUUCCGAAGUCAACAUGGCCCUUAUCAGAGUGUCAUAGAAGAGGCAGAAGAUGACUCAGAUAGUCUAGACGUAAACAGGGAAUCGGCAGCAAAACGACUCAAAAUUGUAGAUGACACUCCCCACUUUUGGGAACCAAUGACGCACGAACGACAUCGUCAUCACGAUCAUGCUCACGCUCAAUUUACAGAAAGAAAUUAUCCCGCAAUACGGCAAUCACGAACAUCUGCGGUGGAACGACCAAAGUCUCGACCUCAUUCGGCCAUUCACCCAUCUGUGCCAUUGAGCCCCUCUCAAUCACCAGUACACCCAAUAGUAGUCAUUACAGAUGUAAAUCGCGUGAAUAUGGAAGAGCUGCCUGGUGUUGAAGAAUUAUCGCCGAAUACGCGUAGAGUUGAAUUUGCAGCUCCCAGGCCUAGUAGGGCUGCAUCAGCACGCCCGUCAGUUAUGGAUAAGGCGGCUACAUCUGAACAGCCAACCAAACAUUUCCGGUUUGCCAGUCAAGUCGCAACAGAUCUACCUACUAGCUUGGUGGCUGAGUCAAGAACGAGACUCUUCCAAGGAUCCUUGAGUGUCGAUGGAUUGGCAGUAUCAGAUAAGGAUGCUGAUUCAGCGUAUGUGCCUUUUCAAGCACAGGUUAGUGCUCCUACAGACUGGAACAGCUCAGUAGCAGAAUUGUCUGAGAUAGGCUUUAAUCUCAAUGUCGUUGGAGCCAAAAUGAACGCAGUAGAAGCGGAAUCAUAUCAGCUAGGUGAUGGUGGCUGGACCAUGGCCAUAGAACGAGUGCGAGGCUCUACCGAUGGUUCACCGAGUGUCUAUAUACCUGCACCACGAUCAGCAUCUCCUUCAGCUCGACCUUCAAUGGUUCAACGUUUGUCGGCCGCUCGCCCUAGCUCUUCAGUGCGUCCACAGAAUGACGACAGUAUUCCAGAUGCCAGCCGUCCUACAUCUGCGAAUAGUAAAGCUCGUCGAGUCUCAUCAACUCGCAAGUCCGUAACAUCCGAGCAAACAUCUAUACUGAAAAGGUCUGCUUCACCUGAUAACUCUGCUAUCAACACUACUGCGGAGAACAGGAAACGAGACUUUCCUCCACUUCCUCAAUUGACCACGACCGUGGAGGAAAAUGGCUUGUCUUCUUCAUCGCAAGCAUCACUUCAACCUGAUUCACCCAAACCAUUAGAUCCAAAUAAUACUAUAGCGAAUCGAGGUCGUCCUCGUUCUCAUAACAACACGAUGGCACCAUCGUCGUCAUCACGUCUAGAUGAAUCCAAUAGUAGAGCUGGAAGUGCUGGUCAUCGUAAGAGAGAUUGGUAUCGUGUAGUGCAUCAUGGCCAACAACGAGAUCGUGAUCCAAUGGAGGUUGAAAAGUAUCCCAACUUGUAUGAUCCACCACUUGGUUUCAAGAUCCCUGCGGAAUUAAUCGCUUCCUCUUUGCUCACUCCUGAUCGCCUGGUAUAUGCAAUGGAGACUGAAUAUGAUGAGCAUGGGAGAAGCAAAGCCCUGGUCGCUUUGAUUUUGAAAGAGAUUGGAGAAUUGACUGACUUAUUGCAGCUGACUGGUGGCCUGGGACCUUCUGAAGUGCCUUGUCGUCGAGGUGUCUUGUCUGCAAGUGUUGGUCAUUAUACUGAUGCUAUAAAGGAUUUGAAUAGAGCGCUUGGGUCUGAUCCUCAAAUACAUGACGCUCUAUGGUAUCGACACAUGUUGAGAUUGAAGGAAGGCAAUGUAGCUGACGCCUUGGAAGAUUUGGAUACACUUCUGGACUUGGAUCCUGAUCAUCUUGGUGCAUGGAGAGCCAAAGCUAAAUUGUGUCAGGAGACAGAUCGCGCAAAGCAUGCCAUUGUUGCCUACACCAACAUCAUUCGAUUACGAACUGAUGAGCCUGAUGCGUAUUUUCAACGUGCAUUGCUCUUUAAUGCUGAACAUGAAAGCAUGUACGCAUCUCAAGAUUUCGCAGUAGUUCGACGUCUAGACCCAGAAAAUGAGACUGCCAUGAGACAUCUUGCUAUUCACUCCUUUGAACGUGAUCUUUACGACGAUGCCGUAAAAGCUUUUGAAAAGUUACUUGAAGCUAAUCCUGGUGAGGCUACAUUGUACACCUAUCAUGGACGGUGUUUGGCUCAUCUUGCCAAGUGGGAAGAUGCUUUGAAAGAUUUCAAUGAAGCUAUUCGAUUAUCACCUGAAAGUGCCGAUGUGUACUUCCACCGAGGCUGCUUACUACGUGAUCGGAAUCGUCAACGUGCCAUUGAGGACUUUUCGAUAUCGGUGUUGAUUGAUGAUACGAAAAAAAAUGCCGAUGCUUUCUUUCAGAGAGCAAUGCAGUAUGUGAAAUUGGAGGAAUAUGAUCUCGCUGUUGCUGAUUACAAGCGAGUAAAUGAGAUUGAUCCACUAAAGGCAGUGGCACAUCUGAAUUUGGGAACGCUGUAUCUCAAUAUUUACCGAGACCUGAAUGAAGCUUUAGUGUGUUUUGGUCUGGCCAUCAAAGCAGACCCCACUUCCAAACGAGCAUUGUUAUCUCGUGCAGAGCUAUAUCAAAAGCUACAUGCCAAAUCUCACGUCGGUUCAAGAACUGAAAUCACGAAUUUGGCUGUUCCCAAACGCAGGGGCAUACCCAUGUCUUAUGUAGAUAGUGCCGUGGCUGAUUACUCUCGUGCUAUACAUAUGAGGCCGAGAGAUCACUUAUUGUAUCUGUACCGUGGACGAUUGCUCUUGCGCGAAAGUCGCAUACAAGACGCCACAAAGGACUUCCAAACGGCAUUCAAUAUAAACUCUUCCAUUGCACAGACAUUUGUGCAGAGAUCUUUGGUCUUGUCCUUCCAGGGCAGAUAUCCAGAGAUUUUGGAAGAAUAUGAACGUCGUAAAGAAUCCGAGCAUCUUGAUGAGAAUGCUUCAGCUUUGCUGACGAUAGCCAAGACUUGCCAGAAGCUGGGUAAUUUACCUAGUGCCAUCAAAUACCUCGAUUUGGCCGACGCUAAAUCGCCGCAUGAUCCAAGACUCCAUUUCCAACGUGGCCUAGUCCUCAAAACCAUGUCUGAAUGGCCUCUAGCCGCAGCAGAAUUCAAGAAAUGUGUCAUCAUGGAACCACGCAAUGCUAAAGCACAUUAUAAUCUUGGGUUAUGUUUAUUGCGUCUGGGUGAUUUGAAGGGACUGAACUAUCUCUCUGAGGCGUUGAAGAAGGAUCCAAAAGACUUUGAAGCUUAUAUAACUCGAGCUGCCUUCCAGUUUAAGAAUGGAGAGCAGCGGAAGGCUAUUGAGGAUUGUAAUUCGGCAUUGGUGCUUGAACCUGCUAGUCUUCGAGCACAUUUGUUGAGAGGGACUUGUUAUUUGGUGCUUCAUCAGACUAGUGUUGCGGUCAGAGAUUUCACGAAAGCAGCUAAGAUUGAUAAGACAUGUCAUUUCGCAUUUUAUAAUCGAGCGGUUGCAUACCAGUCACUACAUGACUUGGAAUCAGCUCUGAGGGAUUACAGUAUCGUUCUCUUGCAUCAGGAGAGACAUUUUGAUGCUUUGAGGAAUCGUGGAUUGCUAUAUUGGCAUCGAGGUGAUGCUCAAAAUGCCUUUUUGGAUUUGAGUAAGGCUGCUAUAGGUUUCCCGAAUGAUGCUAGGUUGCGUGGUGUAUUGGGAUUAUGUUGUCAUAAACUUGGUAGACAUGCUGAAGCUAUUCAUUCGUUUGAUCAAGCAAUCAAGAUCGACUCUGAUAUGCUAGAGCUGUAUAUCGGCAAAGGCAAUGUUCUAGCCGCCAUGGCCGAAACAUCGAAAGCCAGAAGAGAAUAUGCCCGAGUCCUACAUGUCAAGCCACGAACACCCGCCGCAGCAUUCAAUAUCGCUUUCACCUUCCAACAAGACGACAAUCUGAAAAAGGCAGUCCAUUUCUUUACUGCUGCACUAGCUCUAGAUUCGAGUUGUGCAUAUGCAUUAGAUGGACGAGCAGUCGCACUUGUACAGUCUGGAAACCAUAUUGGUGCUCUUGUGGAUUCCUCUGAUGCCAUCAGGAUUGCACCGUGGAAGGCUGAAUACUUGUCUAAUCGUGGUGUUGUACAUGAAGCCAUGUGUAAUCCUGCUGAGGCUUUGAAUGACUUUAAGACGGCAGCUGAAAAGUCAAAGCGAUUCAGUCUGGCAUACUUUAAUCUGGGGAAUGCGUACCUCAAGCAAGGGUCUUAUGAGAAGGCGAUACAGUUGUAUGGGAAGUGCUUUGACUUGGAUCCUACUGAUGGACUGGCUCUCUUGAACUCUGCUAUUGCCAAGUACCUUAUACGGAAAGUGCCAAUGGCUCUUGAGGAUCUUAACGUUGCAGCAGAACUCUGUCCCAAAGAUGGAAAUAUCUUCUUUAUGAGAGGGCAUUUACUUGCUGAGCAAGGUAAACUGGAAGCAUCAGAAGCCGAUUAUACAAGAACACUGGCUAUUUCUCCCGAUGCAGAGAAGUUCAAUGCUCGUGCUGACGUAGAGGCAAAGGAGGAUAAGGCAUUGCUUUCUAUGCAGGAUUAUCAGCAUGCGCUACUGCCGGAAGAUAAGUUUAUGCCUUAA